UAUCGGGAUUAUCACGAAGAUCUGUCAGUGUCAGAACAUAACCUCAAAGUGCUCCACUAAAACAACACAUUUGAAUUUUUUUUAAAAUCUUCAUAAUAUUGAUUUUAUAUCUGCUGAUAUAUUAUAUUGAUCCUCAAACUGAACAAUUUGUAUUUUCUAUCGAGACCAAAAGAUGCUAUAAUUUGCAGCUCACUACUGGCUAAAAAAGCUAAAUGGAAGUGCCAGUGCCAGAUCCAGAAGAAACAAUGACAUACUCAACGCAUAUCGAUUUUUCUAGAGACAGAUACCCCUUUUGUAUUGUAUGGACCCCAAUACCAUUUUUGACAUGGAUAUUUCCAAUCAUUGGCCAUAUGGGUAUUGCACUAUCAUCUGGGGUAAUAAGGGAUUUCGCUGGACCUUACUUUGUCUCAGAAGACAAUUUUGGAUUCGGGAGGCCUACAAAAUUUUGGCAGCUUGAACCAUCUUUAGCAAGGGGUGGAAUAAGUGGAUGGGACGCAGGUGUUACUGAGGCAUCUGAAAUAUAUAAGGGUCGUAUGCACAAUUUAUUUUGUGAUAACUGCCACUCACAUGUUGCAACUGCUCUGAAUAUUAUGCAAUACAGUGGUUCUUCAAAUUGGAAUAUGGUGAAGUUAGCAAUUCUUAUGAUAUUUUAUGGGAAAUAUGUUUCAUUCUGGACAUUUAUUAAAACAUGGAUUCCUUUCAUUAUAUUAGUAUUAUCAGCUAUCCUCAUGAUAUAUUUUCUGUGAUUUCUUGAUUUGAGAGUCCACUUGAUACAGUCAUGGAACUUGUACGUACCUGCUUGUUGAAUCCAUCUCAAGGCAGAUAUCACAUGAGGAAAUAAUAAUUGUUCAGAAAACCUCUAUUUUUUCCCAGUUAAUAUUUAGGUGGGUUAAGUUAUUUUUCUUAUCCCAAAUGUAUCCUAGUGUGUGUAUUAUUGCAUUGUGCAGUCCCAAGACAAAGUAUUUUGGACCAAUCAAUAUCUGUAAUUGAGAUGUGAUACCUAGUUCUAUCAGUACCUAAUUUAUUAUAAUGCCAGGAAAUAGAUAAUUGUAGAUAUAUGAAAUGAGAAAAUAUCAUUGUUUCAUGUUCUUUUUUAUUAAAAUACAAUUACAUUUUCUUGUAGGUAUAUUGUAUUGAAAUAAUAAAUGCUAAACAGAUAACUCAGUCAGAAAUAUUUGUAUUGAUAGUGCACCAGGUUGUUCCAUAAAUAAUUUAACCAUUUUGCCACUGACUAUGCUACAUAAAGUUCUGCAAUUACU
Phaedon cochleariae (mustard beetle) is the source of this 1259-nucleotide messenger RNA. The record is from the annotation of a GenBank genome assembly. NCBI's taxonomy places the organism in Eukaryota, Metazoa, Arthropoda, Insecta, Coleoptera, Chrysomelidae.